Melozone crissalis (California towhee) is the source of this 1786-nucleotide messenger RNA. RefSeq names its product PWP1 homolog, endonuclein (gene PWP1). Gene Ontology annotation, biological process: rRNA processing. Lineage: Eukaryota; Metazoa; Chordata; Aves; Passeriformes; Passerellidae. The transcript has 15 exons. The record is from RefSeq and is a predicted model, not a curated record. Gene Ontology annotation, cellular component: nucleus. The coding region runs from base 31 to 1509 and encodes 492 amino acids. Gene Ontology annotation, molecular function: protein binding.
GCUCGCACGUGUGGCGGUGGCGGUGCCGCCAUGAGCGGCCCCGUGCCCUGCGCCGCCUGGGUGCGGCGCGGCGUGGCCAAGGAGACGCCCGACAAGGUGCAGCUGAGCGAGGAGGAGCUGAAGGGUCUCAUCGAGGAGGCGCAGGACAGGCUGGGGGACGGUGCUGGUGGCAGUGGUGAGGGCCAGACAGCAGGUGACACAAAUGCACCCGUGCCCGGCAGCAGCACUAAGUCUUCCCAAAAUAAUGAAGAGCUGUCUGAUCAUGAACUGGAUGAAUAUGAUUUGGACAAUUAUGAUGCUGAGGAAUACACAGGUGAUUUGAAACUUGGAGACUCUUUGGCUACUCUGACAGUAUAUGGGAGCAAUGAAAACGAUCCUUACAUCACACUAAAAACCACUGAGCAAUAUGAACAGGAGGACUUUUUGAUUAAGCCCAGUGACAAUCUGGUCCUUUGUGGUAGAGUUGAUAAAGACUGCUGUAGUUUGGAGGUCCAUGUUUAUAAUCAUGAAGAGGACUCAUUUUAUGUCCAUCAUGACAUUAUCUUGCCUGCUUACCCUCUGAGUCUGGAGUGGUUGAAUUUUGAUCCUAGUCCAGAUGAAUCAACAGGAAAUUAUGUUGCAGUGGGUAACAUGACCCCAGUCAUUGACAUUUGGGACCUUGAUGUAGUAGAAUCCUUGGAACCAGUCUUUUCUCUUGGAGGCAAGAAAAAGAAGAAAAAGAAAGGAAAGAAAAGUUUAUCUUCAGAAGGGACUGAAGGACAUACUGAUGCUGUGCUUGAUCUUUCAUGGAAUAAACAAAGCAGGAAUGUUUUAGCAAGUGCCUCUGCUGACAACACAGUGAUUUUGUGGGACAUGGCUGUGGGUAAGCCAGCAGCCAGCCUGACACUGCAUACAGACAAGGUCCAGACAUUGCAGUUUCAUCCCUUUGAAACUCAGACCCUCGUUUCUGGAUCAUUUGAUAAAUCAGCAGUGCUGUACGACUGCAGAAACCCCCAGGACAGCCAUCGAGUGUGGCGCUUUAGUGGUCAGGUUGAGAGAGUCAUUUGGAAUCAUUUCUCACCUUGCCAUUUCUUGGCAAGCACAGACGAUGGCUUUGUGUACUGUCUGGAUGCUCGUGCUGAUAAGCCCCUGUUUACUCUGAAAGCUCACGAUGAAGAGGUGUCAGGGCUACAACUAAGCAGUCAGAUCAAAGGGUGCCUUGUGACAUCAUCUGCUGACAAAUAUGUGAAAAUUUGGGAUAUCCUGGGAGACAGACCAAGUUUAGUCCAUUCCAGGGAUAUGAAAAUGGGAGUUCUGUUCUGUGCAGCUUGCUGCCCUGACUUCCCCUUUGUCUUUGCCUUUGGAGGAGAGCGGGAAGGGCUGCGUGUUUGGGAUAUAAGCAAGAUCUCUGCAGUGAAUGAAGUUUUUGGAAACAGAGAGAGGCUCGUCCUGGCUAGUGCAAACUCUGUGGCUUCUAGCUCCACAGCCAGCAGAAGCAGCAAUGAUUUGGAGACACCAAUGGAAUCAUGAUGGACCAAACAUCAAAAAAUCAAAGUAAUUAAUGGGACUACAACUAAUGUGUAUUCUGCAAAUGCCCCCGUUCAGUGAGAGUUCAUGGAAAUGACUGGUGUCUUGCAAUCUGCAAGCUUCUUCAUCUCAGCCAAAGAAAGAUGGUGGUGUGGUUAAGCUCUGAGCUCCUGCCUCUAUUACCAGCUCUGAAAGAUUGAAUCACUUGCUUUAGCCUGAGAUAAUGAUCCCUGAAACAGGGGCUACCAUAUGUAAAGCUGAUACAUAAAAUGGAACAGUC